CUGCGCACCCCUAUUAGCUGCGCAUCUCGCGUCUCGCGCGCUUCGUUAACACAACCACUUCUAAUUCAACUUAUUUAACAACUAUAACGUCUUUAUAGCUUAACGCGAGGCUUAGAUCGAGCUCGCUCUUACGGCUAUUCGAAUAGGAGAGGUUAGUUCGAUACGAGCCGCGUAACGCGCGUAUAACAUCCCCGAAUCUACGCUCCGCGCGCGUCUUAAUAGUAUAACGAAUCGACGUAUAACUCACUAAUACCGUAAGAGGCUCUCUAUUCGAUAAGAGGAGUUCCUAGUUAAGUGGAUCCUCGAAUAAGACGCUUAGGGCUUCCCCUCUACGUACGCUCGAACUCGCGAAAUGGCGACUCGAAUUCUUCAGCUUAGGAAUAAAUUCGUUACUAAAUUUAUUCGAGACAAUUUACGUAUUAGAUUAGUUAUUAGAAGGCCUAUUAAAGCUACUAGGAUUAAUAGAACUAACCCCGAGGUAAUAAAAGAGUUCUAUACGCUCUACGAAGAUAUUAUACGCUAAAUCUCGCGAAUAGGUCUUAAUUAUCGAAGUAGUCUCCCCCCUUAGUCGAUUUACGCGUCCCCUUAUAAUUUUUAAGGGUGUAGCACUAUAAACAAGUUAUUUUCUACAUAAUACACCUAACUAGCUAUAUAUAAGCUCUAAAAAUAGCUGG
This is a messenger RNA of Aureobasidium subglaciale EXF-2481, 674 nucleotides long. RefSeq lists its product as uncharacterized. The transcript is spliced from 3 exons. The record is from RefSeq and is a predicted model, not a curated record. NCBI's taxonomy places the organism in Eukaryota, Fungi, Ascomycota, Dothideomycetes, Dothideales, Saccotheciaceae.